Molecule: messenger RNA, 1493 nt
Organism: Dichomitus squalens LYAD-421 SS1
Lineage: Eukaryota; Fungi; Basidiomycota; Agaricomycetes; Polyporales; Polyporaceae
Product: NAD-dependent formate dehydrogenase
Exons: 8
Coding region: 40-1185 (381 amino acids)
Cellular component (GO): cytosol
Molecular function (GO): oxidoreductase activity, acting on the CH-OH group of donors, NAD or NADP as acceptor; formate dehydrogenase (NAD+) activity; NAD binding
Source: RefSeq, a predicted model, not a curated record
CCCAUCCAUCUCUCCCCUAAAUUCCGACCUAGUACGACCAUGUCCCUUCUCAACACCUCUACCGCCGCCUUGAAGCGCGGACUUGCGCCGCGUACGUAUAACCGCGGCCUGAAGGUUCUUGCAGUUCUCUACAAGGGAGGUGAAGCAGCGAAGCAGGAGCCCCGUCUGCUGGGAACAAUCGAGAACCAGCUUGGUAUCCGCAGCUGGCUAGAGUCGCAGGGACAUGAGUUUAUCGUCACCGACGACAAGGAGGGCCCGAACAGCGUCUUCCAGCAGCACCUCAAAGAUGCUGAGAUCCUCAUCACAACGCCCUUCCACCCAGGGUACCUUACCCGUGAUCUCGUCGAGAAGGCCAAGAACCUCAAGCUCUGCGUCACCGCCGGCGUCGGCUCCGACCACAUCGACCUGAACGCCGCCGUCGAGAAGAAGAUCCAGGUGCUCGAGGUCACGGGCUCGAACGUCGUCUCCGUCGCGGAGCACGUCGUCAUGGACAUCCUCCUCCUCGUCCGCAACUUCGUCCCCGCGCACGAGCAGAUCACGCGCGGCGACUGGCAGGUGUCCGACGUCGCGCGCAACGCGUACGACCUCGAGGGCAAGGUCGUCGGCACGAUCGGCGCGGGCCGCAUCGGGUACCGCGUGCUGGAGCGCCUCGUGCCGUUCAACACCAAGGAGCUGCUGUACUACGACUACAACCCGCUCCCUGCCGAGGCUGAAGCGAAGGUCGGCGCGCGCCGUGUCGAGGACCUGAAGGAGUUCGUCUCGCAGUGCGACGUCGUGACGGUGAACGCGCCCCUGCACGAAGGCACGCGCAACCUGAUCAACGCCGACCUCCUGCAGCACUUCAAGAAGGGCGCCUGGCUCGUCAACACCGCGCGCGGCGCGAUCUGCAACGCCGAGGACGUCGCCGCGGCGGUCAAGUCCGGCCAGCUCAACGGCUACGCGGGCGACGUGUGGAACGUGCAGCCCGCGCCGAAGGAGCACCCGUGGCGGUACAUGCAGAACCCGCUCGGCGGGGGCAACGGCAUGACGCCGCACUACUCGGGCACGACGCUCGACGCGCAGGCGCGGUACGCGGCGGGGACGAGGCAGAUCAUCGAGAACUACCUGCAGGGGAAGCCGCAGGAGCCGGCGAACGUCAUUGUGGGCGUCGGCAAGUACGAGACCAAGGCGUACGGUCAGCGGUAGAGACUGUGAGGCAUUGCUCGUCUUCUGGACGUGGGUCUAGAUGCUGGGACGACUUUGUUGCGCUGCAUAUAUAUUCGUAUCACUCGUCAACUGUACAGUAUCCAUGACAUUGUCUGAUUUUGCCCUGUUCGAAGUUACUGUAUCACGGAUCAGGCGUGUUGCAGGGGCGAUCGAGAGAAACGAUACUGUCGUGCGCGAAGCCCGUGGUAGUGCAUAGUCAACAUUCCCUACUGAACCCUGCGAAUCAGAUGUUCGGUGAAGCUUGGACUCAAUCAUAUUUCACGCAUGAGGAUGGAGGCGAGCGGGCC